This is a messenger RNA of Solea solea (common sole), 3384 nucleotides long. RefSeq names its product cytospin-A. NCBI's taxonomy places the organism in Eukaryota, Metazoa, Chordata, Actinopteri, Pleuronectiformes, Soleidae. Gene Ontology annotation, molecular function: protein binding. The coding region runs from base 419 to 2254 and encodes 611 amino acids. The transcript is spliced from 12 exons. The record is from RefSeq and is a predicted model, not a curated record.
CACUCACUCACUCUUAUUAGGGAGUUUUAUGAUUUCACCUCCGUUUGAUAUGCGCUUCAAACCCGGACUCUGUGUUCGUAGCGGCGCUUAUCUGCGACUUUACUGCGUGUUCUAAUCCAUAAAAUGGUGCGUCAGUUCAACUUUGCACGGAGGACGCUGAACGUCGCUGGCAGUCGUUCCGUCUGUUCCUCCGCGUCAGUGAGGAAGACGCUGAAGACGCAGCAGAGCAGUGCGCUCGGCUGAGCAGCAGCGCCGGAGGAAGCCGAAGCGUGGAGGAGAAGAAGACUUCACGGAAAACUUUCAACGGGAGCCUUUUUUGUCCACUUUUAACGUGCCACUUUGGUGUGAGCCCAAGUGAAGAAGCCAAAAACACCUGCAGGGCCAACGCAUCUGUGGCCUGAACAACCAGAACUGCAGUAUGGGGAACUUUUCCACCAAGGACAGCCAUGGACCCACUGGCACCCAUGGGGACAGCUUCCACACGCCUCCCGCCACUCCACAAAGUGGCAUGCCUCCUUUCAUCCCUCAGCUCACCACACCUCUGUCUUCCCUUGCUGCCCCGGUGUCACCUCCACCGCCAAUCCCCGUCCAGAUCCCAUCAACUGUGAAGACACCACAGCCCACCACCACAAUAACAACAACAACAACCAUCACUGCUUCUUCCAGUCCUGACCAAAGGCCUCAUGCAUCAGUCGGCUCAAGCAGCUCGACCACCGGCCUCAGCAUCAGUCCGGUGCAUAGCAAGCCAGGAGCAACUGUGGUAAAAGGAGCACCAGCUUUGGGGAGAAAUGGCGGUCCUCCCACCUCUUCUCCUCGGACACCAGGCUCCAAAGGGAAAAGUGUACCUCUCAGCCCCUCAAAGAGCCCCUCUUCUCCGUGCAGUGCCUCACCCUUGGCGGGCAGCUCCUCAAGUCAGAGCUGGAGAGAAAGAGACAGUGGUCUGAGUCAAUCUUUGUUGCCUGCUCAUGAAUCCGGGGACAGCCACGCCGAGGAGCUGGGGAGACUGCUGCAGGAUUCUAGGACAAUACUGGGCAUCACUGAUGGUACCGCGGAUACGGCAGAGAUCCUGAGGCAUUUCCUGACAGAAGUGAAGAAUUUGAAGAGUACUUUGGAGACAGAGCGCGCAGAGUGGCUGCAGUUCCAGGCUGACCUCCAGGUGGCAGUGGCCGUGGCGGACCGCUUGAGAGCUGAGACGGAGGAGGAGAUGACGGCUCUCCGAGUGGUGCACAAGGACGUGGAGCGGGAGCUGGCAGCCGCCCAUCAGAGGCAGAAGGAGACCGACGUGCAACUGGUCACGCUGAGCGGCGAGUUAAAGGAGAGCAGGCAGAGGCUGGCCACUCUUAACCCAGCUCUAGGUAAAACCGUCCCCCAGGACGUGUCAUGUCUGGAAGCAGAGACGCCCAGCACGGAACCAACCAACACCUCUGAGAGUAAGGAAGGCACCCAGGGGGGCACGGAAGGCGCUGUGCACAGGUUGGGACGAGAAGGGCCGGAAAGGGGCUGCGAGAAUGACGCGACAAAGAACGGUGUGAGCGAGGAGGCGAGAUCGGGCGGCAGGGGCGUGGCCAAGCGGUACCUGAGAAAUGUGACCAAUGAGCAGAGGAGUGUGGGAGAUGAGGCGCGGUCCACGGAGACGAGACGGACGGUGACCACAGAGAGAUCGAGAAGCCUGUCCAGAUUACCUGCCACAUCCGACUUCCUCACCGUGCCGAAUGGAACGUCCCCGUCCAACACUGCCGCAACAGAUGUGCACACAAACAUGAACGUGGGGCAACUACGAGGCCGAAAAGGUCCGGAAUGGCAAGAAAGCAAGCCAAGCACUGACAUAGGAAAACGUGAGGAGACUCUAAACAAGUACAACUCUACCCUCACUGAGUUACCUCCCACUAAGUCCCAGGAUGGUUUCAACAUGCUGCUGCGUCGCCAUGGAGGCUCCAAAAGAAACUCAAUGCUUCGCUGGUGUCAGAGCCGAACCCAAGGCUACAAGAAUAUUGACAUCACCAACUUCAGCAGCAGCUGGGCCGACGGUCUGGCGUUCUGCGCCGUCUACCACACCUACCUCCCCUCGCACGUCGCCUACAGUAGCCUCGCUCCAGAGAACAAGAAGGACAAUCUAAGUCUGGCAUUCAAAACAGGAGAGACUGUUGGGAUUGCACAAACCCUGACCGUAGAGGAGAUGCUGAGAGCCGGCGGUCCCGACUGGCAGAGGGUGCUGAGCUACGUGGAGAGCAUGUACCGCCACUUUGAGAUGUGACUGCUGCGUCUCAGGUACGGACGAGGACACGUCAGGGGGACGCACCUCCAGUUGUAUUCAUGAUUUAACCUUGAAUGCAAACCUCUCCCUGUGGGGAAACUGGAGAAACUGCUCUUCUGUUUGCUCAAAGAAAAUGUGUAAUACGUUAAAAAUAUUGUUUCGCUUGGAGCGUUCGGUUCAAGUUAUCUAAGAAACGACCGAAAUCCAUCAUCACCAAAGGACAAAAACACUUUUCCAUUCAUUUUUAAUGUGAACUUUACAGACGCUGGCUCAGACAAGGAUGGGCUGUAUUUUCCCAGCCAAGCAGAUGUGUUUGUAAUGCUAAUCUGGUCAAAUAAUGCUCAGUAUAUACUGUCGAUAUUGGAAGUUUAUUGCCGUGGGGUUGAAUUAUUUCCUUCUGGCUUGUUUGCCGUCGCCGUGCAGCGGCGGUGCGAGGUGAGAAAUAAGGUAGCGGUGGUUUAUUACCGUCGACGCAGCAGUCGGCACUUCAUUGUUUGUUGUUUUCAUUUCCACAUCCAUCAGACGCGGUGAAAGCAGACAGCUCUCCCUCUUAAUGCAAAGACUUCUAUGUUGUUGCUCUCAAUUGACAGGUUAUUAUCGACUACCUUUUAUAGAAAGUCAGAAGAUUUAGUUGUGAGGUGCCGAGUAUGUCAUGACACUGGUGAUUCACUGGCAGGAAGUACUUUAUGAUCACAGUAUGUUCCAUCUGCCAACAUGUUUUGCCUUUUUUAACCUUGUAAAUAUGCACUUUGUCCACACUUUUUGUCGGGUGACUGGCGACGCUGCAGAACGCUCCUCGCUUUCUAUGUUUGCCAAUGUUUUUCCAGCACAGGAAAUGCAGGUCCUGCGUGAGCGGAAUCUACAAAAGUGCCUCCACGUUAUCCACAUUUUGUGCUCGCGCUGCGCACGUCAGGGUCUGCCGUCGAGCUGCCUCGUCUCACACACGCAUUAAUGUCUCAUUUCAUCAUCAGUGCUGCGAAACUAAAAUACCAGGCGUUGUUAUAACACGUUCAGAGCGGAGUUUGUUGCCAAAGUUGUUACGUGCCAAAUAACACGGACUAAUGUAAAGCAUGUUUAUAUGUAACUAGUGUGGAGAUGGAAACCAAAGAAAUAAAGUAUUAAUGUGGAAA